CUAUAAUCUGUCUAAAAUUGGAAGUCUGUCAUUCGAGGCGGCUGAUUACACAAUUUAUAUGAAUUACAAAAUAAAAGUAUUUAAUAUUUGGGAUGGCCCCAAUUCGUUACAGUCUUCAUUAUGAAGAUUAUUCUGAACAUCUAAUGUCUAGAUUUGGCAAACUUUUGCAAAUGCAAUCGUUAGUAGACAUGACACUUAUGUGCAGCUCUCACACUUUGCGAGUUCAUAAAGCUGUACUUGCUGCAAGUAGCGCCUACUUUCAGGAGGUACUGCAAAAACAAACCGGUGAACCUUUGAUAAUUUUGAAAAUGAGAUUCAGUGUGUUGAAAUGUCUUGUAGAAUUUAUGUAUUGCGGGAAAACGCAGUGUUUAGAAGAAAAUCUUGACGAAUUAGUUUCUGCCGCCCAAUUUUUAAAAAUCAAGGGAUUAUCCAAGGUCACUAAAGAGGGACUUGGUAUCACGAGCCAUGGAGACCUUCCCGUGUUCACGCCACCAGUUGUUAUAAACAGACCACCGCAAUCUUUCAUCGAUUUACAUACACAGGAUAGUGAAAGCAAGCAAUCGCUCGCGCAGCCGCAAUUGACGCCCGCUGCUAGCGCUAAUCAGCCUGUGGAUCCAAUGGGCCGACCUAACAAGGACAUGGUGGUGCGGAUACCAUUCGACAUAGAAAAUGGCGGCGGCGCGGGCGCAGGCGCGGACUAUCCCGGGGGACUGCGCGCCAUCAGGCCCAGAAGAGGGCGGCCUAGUGUGAAGAGAUCGGGGUCGGGCUGGGACGGCACGGGAGCCCUGGGGCGCGCCGCGGAGCGCGCGUUGCUGCGCCGCGAGCAGGACUCCCGCAAGGCCAUACAUCAGCUGAAGCACUUGCAGACCAGACAUUUGCAGGACUACAUGGAUAGAGUCACCCUAUCUCAAGCAGUGAACAGUAUCUGCGGUCCCGAGACUUCAGGCACUCAGAACUAUAUGAAUAUUCCCAACGACCUCAUGUACACAGACCAAUCUGUCUCCUCCAACGUCCUCGACCCGACGGCAUACAAAGAUGCGAUGGGGAAUGAAACCACUUCCUCUAGCUACCCCAAUCCAGCCACAUCUUCCAACGACAACAACACCGGAAUCAGCAGUGCUAUGUCACAAUAUGUAAAUGCUCUCAAAAGCGCUGGCCUACCCACUGAUCUACCAAUCCUUUUCGAAUCCGGCGAUGGAUCCUACAUCAACGUCAAUGAACAAGUCCUACUCGACAUGGUCCAAAGCAGCGAGAUCCAAUACGAAGUGAUAGAACAACCGAAUAUCAUUGAAAAGGUUGCAGACCCCAGCGAAAUUAAGAGCAUCGAUGAUUUAUCGAAAUCUAUAGAACGAGGAGAAAUGAUGCUCGGUGGAAAGAAUUACUCAAGCAAUUACUCUAAAGAUUCUACUCAGUUCACUCAAGAAGAUGCAAUCAAUAGCUUGAAUGCGAUCUUACCAGACAAUUUGGAAUCUUUUGGUGAACAACAGAACUAUGUGGUAAUGGACUCGCGUCUACAAGAGAGUAAUAAUGCUUUGGAUAAUAUAAAUACACACGACUUGUCCUGCAUCGACGGGGAUAUGCAAUUCUUCACAAAGUCUAUGAGCGAUGACAUUAAGAAAUACUACGAAGAUCAACAACUGACUGAUUCUAGAGUGGCUGAGCAACUGUGCCCUACAAGUACUGCUCUAGAUACCAACUUUAGCAUUUCUCUAUUGGACACAAAGAGUACUCUAAAUACAAAUCAAUUUAACCCGUUAAAUACAGAUGAUCUAAGAAGAAAUGAAGAUUGUUACGACUUCGGUUUGCAGCUUCCACAAAGCACAGAUUUCAAAGAAGAUGCGUUGGAUUGCCUGAUAUCUCCGAAAAGGAAUGAUGAUAACGCCGGUUAUAAUGCCUCACAACUUGACAAGACUGCUAAGGAGAGGGAAGAAAUCAUAAAAGACUUAAUGAAUAUUGAAAACAGAUUAAACAUACAGAACGAUACAAAUGAUAAUGAUGUAAGUAAAUAUAACGCAAACGCUAACGUAGAAGACUUCAGUGCAGCGAUGGAAUUUAGUAACAACGACAAUAUGUGUAGUGAGAAAAGGAAAACCGAAAUAGAGAUAAAUUCUAAUAGCUUACAAUGGGAUAAUAUGGGCAUUAGUGAUAAGGAAAAUGAGAAUACCGAGAAUGAUAAUACUGUAGACAAGGAAACUAAUAAUAAUCAUCAUGAAGAGGACAAUGCAGAACCGAGAUUUGAAGAUCCUGUGAUAGAUUUGACAGAACCGAUUAAAGUAAAAGAUCAAUGGGGAGAAAUUCUUAACGAAAAUGAAACUAUUAACAAUGAAAAUGAACAACUUGAAACGAAUGAUAACAUCAGUACAACUUUAGAAGAAGACAUCCCUUACGCUGUAGGAUUGCUUCCUCUGAAACAAAUCGCACCAACAGAAACCAGUAGUUUGCUAAAAAGAAAAAGCUCUAUCGAUAUGGAGGUGUUCGACAAAAUUGAUGCUAAAUGUUUAAAACGUAAGGUGAAAUAUAAGAACAUGUGAAUUAAUUUGUUUUGAUAGGUAUAAUAAUAAAGAAUGUUAC
Plodia interpunctella (Indianmeal moth) is the source of this 2571-nucleotide messenger RNA. RefSeq lists its product as uncharacterized. NCBI's taxonomy places the organism in Eukaryota, Metazoa, Arthropoda, Insecta, Lepidoptera, Pyralidae. The coding region runs from base 93 to 2531 and encodes 812 amino acids. Gene Ontology annotation, biological process: regulation of transcription by RNA polymerase II. Gene Ontology annotation, molecular function: protein binding. Gene Ontology annotation, cellular component: nucleus. The record is from RefSeq and is a predicted model, not a curated record. The transcript is spliced from 7 exons.